This is a messenger RNA of Fraxinus pennsylvanica, 765 nucleotides long. NCBI's taxonomy places the organism in Eukaryota, Viridiplantae, Streptophyta, Magnoliopsida, Lamiales, Oleaceae. The record is from the annotation of a GenBank genome assembly.
AUGGGUUGUGAAGAUACUUCAACGGCCAUUGCUUGUGAUAAGGUGAAGAAAAUGAGUGAGCUCAGGGAGGGUUACAACAUAAUUGGACUUUCUCAGGGUAAUAUGGUUGGUAGAGGAAUCCUUGAAUUCUGUGAAGGAGGACCACCUGUGAGGAAUUUUAUAUCUCUGGCAGGUCCACACGCUGGGAUAGCUUCUGUUCCCUUUUGCGGAUCUGCUCUGGUAUGUAUUCUAGUGGACUUUUUGAUCCAGUUGGCAGUUUACAGCAACUAUGUUCAGGAACAUUUGGCACCUGCUAAUUAUAUCAAAAUUCCAACCGACAUAGAUGAAUACAAUAAAGGAUGUAGGUUCCUCCCAAAGCUUAACAAUGAAAUACAGAGGAAUUCGGCUUACAAGGAGCAGUUUGCUAGCUUGCAGGGCUUGGUGCUUAUCAUGUUCGAGCAUGAUACAAUACUGGUGCCCAAAGAGACAUCUUGGUUUGGGUAUUUUCCAGAUGGUUCCUGGACCCCUGUUUUGCCUGCACAAGAGACGACCCUCUACACUGAAGAUCGGAUUGGUUUGAAAUCCUUGGAUGAAGCUGGGAAGGUGAAGUUUGUGAAAGUAUCUGGAGGUCAUCUUGAAAUUUCUUAUAGCGACAUGAAAGAAUACAUUCUACCAUACUUGGUGGAAAAUGGAACUACAAGACUGAAUAUAUCAUCAGAAUCAUCUCAUAUUUGGCCCUGGUCUGAGCACAAGGGAGAGAGGCUGCAGCUCUACACUGCAAAUUGA